ACACGCCACGGACCUUGAACGCACCUGCGUGGUCAUGUGACAACCGAAGGACGAAGUCAGAAAAAACAGAUUCACCAGAUAAAAAUGGACACGAUGGAAAAACCAGCCGCUGUUACCUGCAACUUUUGUGGAGAGGUCUUCGCUCUGCCUGAGGAUGACACUGACGGCAACCUCCCUCGUGUGCUGUUGUGUGGCCACAUCUUCUGUACCUCUUGUCUGCUGUCCAUCCAGUGUGACGGCGUCAUUAAAUGUCCUGAGUGUGAGGUUGAGUCCCCCCUUCCUGAAGGUGGUGUGUGUUAUCUGCCAGAGGACAGCAGGAUUAUUGGCCUCAUCUACACAGCUAAAAUGAACAAGAUGAGAAGUAGCCUCCAGUGUGACCGAUCAAAGAAUCGCAGAAGGAACAAGUUAAUGUCACCCACUGAUCUUAAUGGGAAUACUGAGAAUACAGACCAGCCAGAUGAUAUCAAGAAGAUUGAGAGGAGAGUGGAUGAGGCAUUGGUCCAAGCUGCAGAUAAUCUUGCCCAGCUGGAACACAUCCAUGAGACUCUGACUACUGGUCAGGCAGAACAGGUGAAGAGAGAGAAAGCUCGGCUGGAAAUGGAGAUCAAGCAAGUUGCAGACAAGGCUAUACAUGCAAUCCAUAAGUGGAAGGAUGUGCAGUUUAAUCAGGUGUCAAAACUGGAGGCACAACUCUCCACCAUCCAAGCGGAAGUGUACCUUGUCCAGGAGAGGAUUAAGGCACUGGAGAUAGCCAUGAAGGUGGCCAGAGAAGUACGACGUGUCCCCAACCUGGGGCAGUACUGUACCCUGGAUAAUGUUCUGGAGACAUUGAAAGCUCCUGUGGAUAAGCAGACCUUUGAUAUCAAAAGCCUUACAAUGGGUUUUGGAGUAAGCUGUGUUCUACAGUCAGAAUGUGUCAACCGGAGUCUGGCAUUGUCUCUGAAGUUGGAAGUUAAUAACCCAAAGAACUUGUACGAAUCUCCCCCUAAAGGCCACCAGUCGGGCAGCAUCAACAGAAAGUCGCCUUUGUACUGGACUGAGGGCCGAAAGAGAAACUGUACCUCACCCAAACGAGGCAAGCUGCCCUCCCCACAAAGACAGGAACAGGAGAGCCGUGGAGCUGACAGUCAAUCGCCUCAAAGCUCCUCUCCAAGCCCCCGACCUCCUCGCAGGUCCAACCUUUCUCACCACGGCUCAAACUUGGACCUCGGAGCUCCAGAUGUAAUUAUAGAGGAGCUUGUAGACGUGGGACAACAACGUGCUCUCCCUCCCACUGGCCCUGAGCUGGCUAAUGACAGAGGGAGAAUCUCCAGGAGAAGGAGAAAUCAGGCUUUUGGCAACAGGAGAGAUGUUACCCAGUGGGUGGUGGUGACCCACGUUGUGAAUCCAAGUCACUUCUAUGUGCGCUACAUGGCAGAGAGGAGGGAUAGCGAGAUCCUUUCCAAGAGGAUCAACCAGUUUUGCAGCAGAGAAGAUUGCUACUUUACUUCCAGUGAUUCAGUGGAGACUGGCUCCCUGAUCUUUGUGAAGUGGAUGGAGGGACUCUGGUGCCGAGCCAGUGUGGUUGAAAUUCUGCGGAGUGGCUGUGUGGAGACUGUGAAAACCUGCAAAGUCACGCAGCUCGCCAAUGUCCGAGUCUUCUUCUUUGAAAAUGGCGUCACAGAAAAUAUCACAAUAGAGAGAGAAGAGGGGAGUUCUGAGUCAUCACUUAACGCUGUGAACAAUCACCUGAGGAAGGUGGUUGAGACAGUAAAUUUGGAACUGGGUUACUUUGCUCCUCAGGCCAUCAGGUGUUCUCUCAAGGACCUGGUCCCAUAUGACCUGACCAAAGGCUGGAGUAAAGAGGCUGAGGUGGAAUUCCGCAGUGUGGUUGGAUUUGCUGCGGUGGAGAUGAGGCCUUUGGGUCAGGACAGAGACGCUCUGUUGGUGGACCUGAGGAAAGUGCCCAUGGAUCAGCCCAGUGACACGCCCAUCUGUGUCAGAGAGUACCUUGUUUUUAUUGAAGUGGCCAGGUUUUACUCUCCAGUGACGUUGAGCAGGAAACCCCUGCUCUUCUACCCUCCUGUCUAUCCCAACAACAACAGAGCGCUCAAUGCAGUGGUGUCCCACAUCAACAACCCUGCUGACUUCUACAUCCAGCUGGUUGACAACAUGGAGUCCUUGUUACUGUCCGUCAAGCUCCAGAAUUGUUACAAUGCGACAUCAGUGGCUGGACAAGAUGACCUCAACAUCUACUGCCCUUCGAUAGGACAGGCCUGCGUAGCCCGCUAUGAUGACAAAUUGUGGUACAGAGCUCAAGUCAUGGGUCAUCCAGGGGGAAGAAAUGUGGAAGUGCGGUUUGUAGAUUUUGGCAAUAUCCAAAUCCUGUCAGUCAGCGACUUGAGGAAGAUGAAGGAUGAGUUCUUUGCCCUUCCCUCCAUGGCAAUCCACUGCUGUUUGUCAGGUGUGACUCCUCUUGACGGAGAAACCUGGAGCAACACCUGUACCAACAGAUUCAUCAGCCUGGCUCACGAGAAACUGGUCUCUAUUGUGGCUACAGGUAGAAGACACAAAACUGGGCCCCUGUCAGUAAAAAUGUUUGAAUGCAGCCUGAACGGGCCUCAAACCAACAUUGCUGAGCUGCUGGUCAAUGAGGAGCUGGCCAGCUUCAAAGACGGAUAUAAGUCCAAACAUGCCAGUUCCCCUGGUGAUGACUCCACCAUAUGGGACCCUCCACUGGAGCAUGGUUCGGCCACAGAGGGCAUUGAUUCCCCAGACCAAAAAGUCCCACAGGAUGAGGAGCCGUUGGCGUUUCAGCCUCAGCUGAAGCUCCCUGCUCAACUCAAAGACCUGAAAGUGAAAGUCACCCACGUCAACUCACCGAGCAGCUUCUAUGUGCAGCUCACUCAGAACGACUCUCAGCUCAAAAGGGUUUGCGAGCUGCUGAAGCAGGAGUGUGCCUGUACAGAGCCACAAGAUGUGGUGUGGAAGGCAGACAUGUUCUGUGCUGCUCACAUUAACGGGGUUUGGGAGAGGGGACAGAUCUGCUCUGACAUCACAUCCAGCAACAUUGCAGAGGUAAUUCGCUGUGACCAUGGCAACACAGAGAAAGUCCACAUAAGCAACCUGCGACCUCUUCCACCUGCUUUGAUGGGCUCUCUGGCACUGGAGUGUGCUCUUACUGAUAUUAGGCCAGCAGGAGGCCGAUCCACCUGGACGGCUACAGCCUCUGACUUAUUCACCUACUACUUGACAGGAGCCUCAGCCGUUAUGACAGUCAAGGGGUUGACAGAUGAGCGUCCGUUACCCGUCGUUCUGUUCUCCUCCAACAAGUUGGGACAGUUAAUCAGCAUUGCAGAGUUUCUGGCCAACGAGGGCCUCGCCCUCAAAAAGAGAACACCAAGAGAUGCUCUUGUUCAGAAACCCAAAGAAACUGAUGCACAGUCUUCAGUGAGCGAGACACAAACUCAUGGCUCCGAUGGCGAGAAAAAAAGUACAACUAGUCCUGAUCUUCCAGCGCCUUCUCUCAUUCCUUUUCCUUUAUCCUCCUCUUUCGUCUCUACUUGCAUCCCUCCUAAACCAGCCCCCCGCAGCAUCAUGUCUGCUGAGAAGGUGAAGACUCAGUUGUACGACCCCCCAGAGCUGCCAUGUCUGGGUCAGAUCCAGACAAGUGUGUCUGCCAUCGGAGAGGACGGUCUCAUUUAUAUAAGAACACAAAAUGCAGAGUGUCAGUUGGAGCAGCUCAAGGAGAGGAUUCAGCAGAGCAUGAAAACGCUGCCCAGACAGAAGCCCUACACUUGGAAGUCAGUCCAGGGCUGUGCCGUCUUUGGACCCGAUAUGUCGUGGUGCCGAGGUCAGCUGUUGGAGGUGCUCGGAGGACAUGUUAAGGUACAAUAUGUGGACUAUGGCCACGUGGAGAACAUCCCAGUGGUCCAUGUGUACCCCGUGCUGCUGUGUGAAGAUGUUCCUCAGCUCUGUAUUCCCUGCCUGCUGCACGGAGUCAACCCUAUUGGCGGCAAGUGGCAGCCGUAUGCUGUGGCCUUGCUGAGGGAGCUGUUGCUGAACCGCUGUGUGGACAUGCACGUCACGGAGCUGCCAUCUGAUCCUAGGGAACCCCUCACAGUUGAGAUCUUUCUGGACGGGCUGAGCCUCAGCAGGAUCCUUUGUCACCAUGGACAUGCCUCCAUGGACGGGACUGUGUCAGCACAGACGGGCCCCUCAGUGACGUCUCCUGCCAUCUUCCUGGAUGACUGGGACCUCGACACUGAGGGUUUGAAGGAUCCAGAGGAGCCAAUGUUGGGGUCCUUUGUCAACCCAAACCUGCCACAGAAGGGAGAGCGCUUUCAAGUCAGGGUCAAGCACCUGAGGACCCCCAACGAGGUGUUCCUGUGGUCUUUGGAGGGAACAGCAGAGGUGGAGGUGGAUGGAGAGAAACUGGAUGAGGCUCUGACCAGAAUCAAUGAAAACGUCACCAGUCUGAAACGACUCACCAACUUCCCUCAUGGUGCUCCGUGUCUGGCAGAGUACAGUGACGGGAAGUUCUACAGAGCAAAGCUGAUGAAUUUCACCACCGUGGAGCCCCUCAUGAUCAUGAUCCAACAUGUGGACUAUGGCUCUGAGGACACUCUGCCCGUCAGCAAGCUGCGUCAGAUGCCAGCCGAGCUGCUGAAGUUUCCCUCGAAGGCGCUCAAGGUCAAAGUCGCCGGCUUCAAGGCUCCGAGUGUCAACAUGGAGGAAAAUGUUCUGCCCUACAGCCCCAACUGGAGCGUGAAGGCUGCACUGGAGAUGAUCGACCUGCUGCAGAACAUCACAGCGUCUGUCGUGGCUUAUGAACCAGAGCUCACAGUUCUGCUGUACAACAAGGACGGAGAGUUGGUUCAUCUGCCUCUGGUGAGCAGCGGCCUGGCCGAGCUCGAGUGAAGCAGAGUGGAGACAAAAUCCUCGUCUCACAGGUUCAUGUUUACAUGCUGAGGUCCUGUUUUGUUGAUCAUUUCAUUAUACUGCUGUUUUAAGUUUUAACAUGAUGCAGAGAAUGUGCACUUGUCUGUCACAGUGUUCUUUUAGAGCAGUGAUUCAUUUUAAGUUUGUUUCUAACUGUUGUGUUUGAGUGAAAUGUGUUGACUUGGCACUUUGUUUUUGAGUCGUGCCACAUGAGACUGGUCUGUAUGUUACAGAUUAAAGUCGUUUAACUUUC
This is a messenger RNA of Hippoglossus stenolepis (Pacific halibut), 5173 nucleotides long. RefSeq names its product ring finger protein 17 (gene rnf17). Lineage: Eukaryota; Metazoa; Chordata; Actinopteri; Pleuronectiformes; Pleuronectidae. Bases 85 to 4899 code for a protein of 1604 amino acids. The transcript is spliced from 39 exons. The record is from RefSeq and is a predicted model, not a curated record.